This is a messenger RNA of Bicyclus anynana (squinting bush brown), 3094 nucleotides long. Its product is annotated as cytochrome P450 4C1. The transcript is spliced from 11 exons. Bases 142 to 1623 code for a protein of 493 amino acids. The record is from RefSeq and is a predicted model, not a curated record. Lineage: Eukaryota; Metazoa; Arthropoda; Insecta; Lepidoptera; Nymphalidae. Gene Ontology annotation, molecular function: heme binding; iron ion binding; oxidoreductase activity, acting on paired donors, with incorporation or reduction of molecular oxygen.
AACAGUUCGUAAGGCAAUAUAACGUGAGUGUAACUUAUAAUCGUCAAGUUAAUACAGACUCGUUCUCAGAACUGCACGACCUGCCUCUCAGCUUAAUUAUACUUGUGCAGAUAUUUUUUUCUCUAAUACUAGAUUGGAAUAAUGUUCAUCCUCGUUCUAGUCCUAGCGAUAGUUUUGCUCCACUGGAUCUUCAAGACCCGUCGUGAGCCCGGGGAGCCUCCUAUUUUGCCGGGUUCUUUGCCUCUCAUUGGUCAUGGCUAUAUGCUGUUGGGGGACACUGUUUAUUUUUGGCAGAAAUUCAAAGAAAUAUCGUACACAUGCUUGCAAAACGGCCACGCGUUGUACUUUCUGAUAGGAACACAGAAGUUUUACGUAUUAACAGACCCUGAGGACAUAUGUCUGGUGUCCAACGUAUGCGUGGCCAAGGACACGGUGGUCGGCGCUCUUAUCCGAAGCUUGUUGGGCUCUGGCCUGGUGUUUGCUGACGUGCCCACGUGGAAAAAACAUCGUAAGUUGAUAAUGCCUUCCUUCAAUCAGCAAAUACUUGACGGAUUUAUACCAAUUUUCAACAAUCAAGCAAAAAGACUGAUGAAGAAACUGGAAUCGGAGGAAGACGACAAAUGUUUCGAUCCUACGCCAUAUGUAAACCAGAUUAUACUUGAAAGUAUUUGUUUAACAACAAUGGAUGUUAAACUCGAAGAAGCUGAUUCUGUAAAAUUCUUGGAAGCAUACGACCAGGCCAUCUCAAAUGGCAUAGCGACUUACUGCAAGUUCUGGCUGCGAUGUGACUUGUUAUAUAACAUGACAGAUAUGAAAAUAAAACAGGAAAACUGCAUACGGAUUGUACACGAGACGUCAGAUCUGGUCUUGCAAAAGAAACGAAUGAAGAAUAAACGAAACCGUGCUAAAAUAAAUAGUGUAGACAAUAAUAUAGAAGCCGACAUUAAAAAAGACACAGCGAAGUGUUUUGCUGAUUUGCUUUUGGAAUCUAAUGUUCUUACGGAACAAGAAUUACGGCACGAAGUGAACGGGAUGAUAAUAGCCGGCAGCGACACCACAUCAACUGUUCUUGUGUUUGCUUUACUUUUGAUAGGGUCAUAUCCUGAAGUGCAGGAGAAAAUUUACUCUGAAUUAACUGAAGUGUUCGAGGGAUCAAAUAGGGAUGUCCAAAAGCAAGACUUAUCGCGGCUUGAGUAUCUGGAAGCUGCAAUAAAGGAGACUUUACGGUACUACGUCAUGGCACCGUUCGUCAUAAGGCAUAUAGACAAAGAAAUUAAAUUAAAGUCCUGUACCCUCAAGCCAGGCAACAACUGCUUCUUUUCUCUGUACGGCGUCCACCGACAUCCCAUGUGGGGUGACGAUGUUGAGGAGUUCAAACCACAGCGCUGGCUCGACAGUCCAUCACGUCUGCCGGCCAAUGCAAACGCAUUCAUGGCAUUCAGUGUGGGGAAAAGGAAUUGUAUAGGCAGAGCGUAUGCUAUGAUGACUAUGAAGAUACUACUGUCCCACAUCUUCAGACAGUACAGAGUACUCGCCGACCAUUCCAACAUGAAAGUGAAACUCAAUGUUAUAAUCAAACCUUGUUCUGGACAUUUAAUAUCUUUAGAAAAAAGAAAUAUGUAGUGUUAAUAUUUACUAAUUAGUACUUAUGGAGAGCUGUGAUAGCCCUGUGAAUAUGACCUCUGCCUUCGAUUUGGAGGACGUAGGUUCGAAUCAGGUCAGAGACUUACACCUCUAACUUUUGAGUUAUGUGCAAUUUAAGAAAUUAAAUAUCACGUGUCUCAAACGGUGAAGGAAAAGCGUCGUGAGGAAACCUGCAUACCAGACAAUUUUUUUAUCUCUCUGCUUGUGUGAAGUCUGCCAAUCCGCAUUUGGCCAGCGUAGUAGACUAAGGCCUAACCCCUGUUAUUCUGAGAGGAGACUCGGGCUAAACAGCGAUACGAAUAGGGGUUGUCAACAAUGAUAUUUUUAUACUAUAGAUCGGUUACGUCCCUACAAAAUCACCGCAAAAAGUGAUCCGAAUAACAACACUGAGCGCACAUUUUGUCUUUAAUUCCAUUAUAUAUUUAUGUGUAUAUAGUUUUUACACUUCCUGAACACACAACUCGACAUUGUGGACGAUAUUUAGGUAUUAUUUGUUUAAUUAUCGGUCAUUGUUGACCACAAUUAACAUUGAGUUGACUAUCUUUUGAGCGUCUCAGUUUUCAUGCACUAGUAACACAUCUAACAGUAUUUAACAUCAUUGGGUAGUCAUUGAUGAUGAUGAUGAUAUAAGGAGGAUACAAUUUAUUUAUCCUAGAAUACAGAGCUGAGAGAUAUAUGGUUAUAUAAUUGAAGCGCGGAGCGCCUGCCUCGAAUACUAUAGCAAAAACUACUGUAUGCCUUAUGUCAUUUGCUUUUUACAAUCGUGUUUUUUAAUUAAUUAUUAACUUGAUUCAAAUAGCUUAUUUAUCUGUACUUAGCAAUAUAAUAUUUAGAAAUAUUUAAAUAAAAAAUAUAAAAUAAAUUCUGUUUAAUAGGUAUCUGUUUUUGAACGUAAAUCAUCUUUACGUACUUGUCUUAAAAAAUAAAUUAAUAAUAAUUCAGCAAUCCACCAACAGCUUGCUCUUCAAUAUGGCCUUAUCGAUUCUGAGAUGCCUUAAAGUUGGGAUCCCAAAGAGCUGGAAUGGCGACCCCGCAUCGGAAAGCGCAGUGUUGAUCGACCCCCUACUAGGUGGACCGAGGACAUCAAGCGGGUUGCAGGGAGUCAUGUAAGAGGCCUAUGUCCAGCAGUGGACGUCUAUCGGCUGAUAAGGUAAGGAAUGUUGAGUCAACUAUUAAUGUUCCGAUAGCUGUUUCAGUCAAUGGUCAUAAAACGAAAAACUGUUGGAUCAAGAGUCGGACACAGAAAGCAGUGAUUCUUGAGACGGUGCGUAUUGUAAGGAGGUUCCUCAAUCUGGAGCCCUGACCACCGGUUGCUUGAGCACUCAAAUGUCCCGCAGCGGGAGGGUUAAAUUUUUUUUAUAAGUUUUUAAUAGUGUUUUGUAUAUUUUGUACGUCCAUCAUUGUUAAAAAUUUAAAAUAAAAGGAGAAAUAAAUAAAUGAGAGAAAAUUA